Messenger RNA from Telopea speciosissima, 1665 nucleotides. RefSeq lists its product as uncharacterized. The record is from RefSeq and is a predicted model, not a curated record. Bases 1 to 1665 code for a protein of 554 amino acids. The transcript has 5 exons. Gene Ontology annotation, molecular function: protein dimerization activity. NCBI's taxonomy places the organism in Eukaryota, Viridiplantae, Streptophyta, Magnoliopsida, Proteales, Proteaceae.
AUGGGUGCUCAUGUUAGACGGACUCCUGAGCAAGUAGUCAAUGAGAGGCAUAAUAGUAGUUCUACUCAGACUACUAUAGAGAACCGUUUUAGGACACCAGAACAAAAAGCCAAAGUUGAUUAUCACAUUGCUAAGUGGAUGUAUCAGCAAGAGGGGACUUAUUUCAUGGGAUUUGUUGAUGCAUCUGGUAUGGUUCAAAGUGCACAAAUGCUAUUUGAAUUGCUUGAUAGCAAAAUUGAUGAGAUUGGUGAGGAUUAUGUCAUUCAAGUUGUGACUGACAAUGCUUCAAACUAUAAGUUGGCUGGUAAAAUGCUUAUGGAAAAGAGAAGAAAGCUGCACACACGUCUUGAUGCAAUGAAGAAAAGAACUGGACAAAAGGAUCUUGUGAGAGCUGCAGUUACUAGAUUUGCAACUGCUUGUUUGACAUGUCAGAGUUUGGUUAAGCAUAAGGAUGCAUUGAAGCAUUUGUUUAUUUCUGAUGAGUGGAAGGGUUCCAAUUUGUCAAAAACAGAGGCUGGGAAGAAAGUGGAAGAAACGGUGUUUGCUGUACCAUUUUGGAACACUGUGGAAGAUUUUAUUAGAGCAUUGAAGCCACUUAUUGUUGUUUUGAGGAUUGUUGAUGGUGAUGAGAGGCCUGCUAUGGCUGAGGUUUAUGUUGCUAUGGAAGAGGCAAAAAAGAAAAUCCGUGAACAUUUAGCACAUAAAGAACGGCUGUGGAAGAAAAUUAUAAAUAUCAUUGACAGGCGUUGGGAGUGUCAGAUGGAGCGUCCAUUGUAUGGAGCCGCAUUAUUUCUUAAUCCCGGAAAAUUUUUCAUGUUCAAGGAAAGUGAAGAUGGCGAACUGAUUGCCAAUCUACACAUCUCAUUGAUUGAUGUCAUGACCAGACUGGUGGAUGACCCUGCUAUACAAGACAAGAUAACUUUGCAAAUUGAUGAUUAUAGAUUUUCAAUGGUUUGUACCUAUUUUGUAUGCUACUAUGUCUAUGAUGUAUUACUAUUAAUUCAGUUUUUUUAUUAUAUUUUUAUAGUUACUUGGUGGAGUACAAAUGGAGGUCGUGCUUUUGAGCUUUCAAAGCUUGCACGACGUAUAUUAGGCCUCUGUUGCUCUUCUUCUAGUUGCAAGCGCAACUGGAGCACAUUUGAGUUUAUUCAUACCAAGAAGAGGAAUAGACUGGAACAUUCUCGUUUGAAUGAUCUAGUCUAUGUUCAAUACAAUAGCCGCCUCCAAGAAAGGUUUCAACAAAGACGUGAGCUGGAAGGCAAAAACAAAAAAUAUGAUCCACUAAUUCUUGAUGAGCUGGAUUGGUCUAGUGAGUGGAUGGUUACCCAGCCAGUGGAAGAUUUAGUCCAUCCCAAUGAUGAUCUCACGUGGGACGAUGUUGGUAGAGCAAUGGGGGCAUCGAUUGAAGCCCCCAUCCGACCAAGGAGAACUCAAGCAUCAACCUCUAGAGUCAAUGUGACAUAUUCACGCCGUGGAUAUGGUAGAGGGAGAGGUAGCUCAAGGAUGGUUAAUGUUCAGGAUGACUCUGAACCAUAUGAAGACGAGGAAGAAGAGGAAGAUGAUGUGAAUGACGACAAGAAUGUCGUAGAUGACUAUGAUGGUGUCGAAGAGCCACGACAAGAAAAUCUGCCAAAUGCAGAUCUUUUAGAUGAAUAUGAUAAUUAA